Rhododendron vialii is the source of this 2794-nucleotide messenger RNA. RefSeq names its product transcription factor MYB17-like. NCBI's taxonomy places the organism in Eukaryota, Viridiplantae, Streptophyta, Magnoliopsida, Ericales, Ericaceae. The record is from RefSeq and is a predicted model, not a curated record. The transcript is spliced from 3 exons. Bases 1675 to 2541 code for a protein of 288 amino acids.
GCACAUGGGGAUGGAUACCCAUCAUCAUCUCACACCACGACAGCAGUGAUUCGGUCUAUAUGGUCGGCUUGUAGCAGUAGAAUUGAAGUCAGCAACACAAGAGGUCAAUCUCUCCUCUGUUCUUUUCUUAUCUCUCUUUCUUUGUCGACUGAAAUUUACUCUCUUUUUCCGAUCACACACUCUUUUGUUGUCUUUAUUUGAGGGCACGCGUAAAGAACAACAGAGAGUGUUUUUCUCAUCAGAAGAAGAGCCCAACAGAUAAAAGAAAAAAAAGAAUCGAAACGGAAAAAGUGAUUCCCAAGCAAAACCCCUUAUAAAUUUCUAGUCGAACUAACCCAGUUUCCCCAAUUUGUACACAAAUAGUCCUCUCCCUCCCCCUCUCACUGUCCACCAUUUCUGAACUCUGCUGCUGCUGCUCUCUCUCUAAAAUGUGCCCCCAUUUCCACUCUCCUCAACCUCACCCAUAACUUCCCGGUAAGAAUCACGCCUCAUAGCUCUCUCUCUCUCUCUCUCUCUCUCUCUCUCUCUCUCUCUCUCUGUCUGUCAUGCACACGCAUGUCCACAUUGAUAUCCGUAAAUUUAUGGAGUAAAUUUUUUUGAAAGGCUCCGUACAUAUAUAUUUGGGUGUCUAUAAAGUAUAAACUAUAGGAGUUUUUUAGUAGUUAUGUUUCUGUUUCCUCAAAAAAAAAAAAAAAAGGGAGUAUUUUGUUUUUCUUGUUUUGUUUCUGUCAAUGGUGAGAUUGCAUAAAUAAAGCUCGAAUUUCACUGCAAAUCUUGUGACCUGUCCUUUUCUCCGCCAAUGUCAUUUUUUAAUAUCUAACUUUAACUAAAGUGAUUUUUCCACUUCAUAUUUAGCUUCUUCUUUUUUUGUCUUUAUCCUUUGUAAAAUUACAAAAUUAUUUUUUAUUUUGUUAAUGUUAAUCUAUUUUCUCACACAUGCAAGGGUAUGUCGUAAUUUCAAGUAGGGGAUUACAAAUAGUGUAGCGUCAAUAGUUAAAAUUAGAGUGUCAAAAUCAAUUUUCAUAUUACUUCUCAAUAAAAGAGGAGAUUUGCAGUUAGUUAACUGACAGUCAGCAAGUCAGACGCUCGUAAAUUCUUAUAUUCUUAUGAAUGAAUUUCAACACAAUGUCGUCGACAUGGUGUAAACAAAUUCAUUUUGCUAAACCCAAUUAAUUGUGAAUCUUAAGUUUUUAUUUUUAAACAAUUCAAGUGUCUGGACUAACUUUUGCGCUCUUUGACUAAUCUUUGACUAAUUCUGGAGAUCAAUUUCACCGUAUGCUUGCGGGGUUUAAUUAAGGCUGUCAUGAUCUGUCCUUCCAUCCUUCCCUCUCGAAAACGUGACAAAAAGAGUCAGUUUGUGUGGGUGUGUGUGAAGAGAGUACAAGCAAUUGAAGGCGAAGUCGCAGACGGUCUUCGAGGCGUCCGGAUGUCGGCGAUAAUAAGCUUCGGUAGAUGUUGAUUGAGAGAGACACAGACAGAGAGAGGAUCCGUGGCAUUUAAUACGAUGAGAUUCGACGUCUGACCACUUUCAUUAACUAGUUGGAGUACUAACUUACAUUAGUUUUCUCAUGUGAUAGCAGUAAUGGGUAUGUGAAUCAAUUACUACUGUACCAGUUGAUCGAAAGGAGGAGAGAGAGAGAGAGAGAUCUGAGAGAAGAGAGAGGAGAGAGAAGAAUGGGGAGAUCGCCUUGCUGUGAGAAAGAUCAAGUGAGGAAGGGAGCAUGGACUCCGGAAGAAGACAACGUACUUGUCGACUACAUUGCCGAACACGGCCAUGGUACCUGGCGUUCUCUACCCAAGCGAGCAGGUCUCAGUCGAUGCGGAAAGAGCUGUCGGCUCCGGUGGUCAAACUAUCUUCGCCCCGACAUUAAACGGGGUCCCUUCACUCCUGAAGAAGAGAGUACUAUUAUCCAGCUUCAUGGCAUGCUUGGUAACAAGUGGGCUGCCAUUGCUUCCCAGCUACCAGGAAGAACAGACAACGAGGUUAAAAACUUCUGGAACUCCCAUCUAAAGAAGCGCUACUUAUUUUUGGGCCUUAACAUGCAGGCCUCCAAACUAUCCCCUUCCUUCCAAAAGUCGAUCGAUAUGAAACCCAAGUCCCCAUCAACUGCCCACAUGGCACAGUGGGAGAGCGCCAGGGUAGAGGCUGAAGCCCGUUUGUCGAUGGACUCGGUUCUCAAUCCACCGUCAACUGGUAAAACAGACUCCGAUUUCUUCCUUCGUCUAUGGAAUUCUGAGGUCGGCGAAUCAUUCCGAAAGAUUAACGAACAGUAUGGAAGAGAAAGCCAAAGCCCAAAAACAUCUCAAACAUCCUCAUCGAUGAAAGUUGGGUCUGGUUCUGGUGACCAAAAAUGCCUGGAGGAGUAUAAGAGUCCCAAAAGUUUCACAGAUGAUUUGAUGGUGGGUUCAGACUCCUCGAAUUCGUAUGAAUUAGAAGACGACUCUUCGGAUUCAGCGUUGAAGAUGCUGCUAGAUUUCCCGGGUGGCAACGAUAUGGGAUUCCUACAAGGACAGCCAGAUGAUGUCUCCAUUUUCCUUUAACAAAUAGAGCUGAUGGUGCUGCUCUGUUAUAGAUUAUGAUUUCCAAUCUAGUAAAAUUAACUGAGUUUCACCUUACAGCUUCCCAGACUUCAAUUGGACCUGAUGGUUACCAAAUUAGGCUCGGGUAGUGAAAAACGAUUUCCCCAGUUUUGAUGUUAAGUUGGUAACUACAAGGUCCUGACAUAAUUGGAUGUGUUUUUGUUCUCUACCUUACAUUUUACAAUGCUAUAUUAUGGGGGUUUUUUUUCCGCAA